ACAUAUCCUUAGGUUUGCCCAACUUAAUCCAAUUUCUUUAUUAAAAGGAUCCAGAUAUCUUGGGAGCUCCAUCACAGGGCCAACUCCCCCCAUUUUAUUUUCUCUCUCCUCAUCACUACUGAUUCCUCGCACAACACUCAAGAACAGAAACAAAUACGUCUCAAAUUAAAUUAUUUGUUGUCAAAAAUAUUAUCUUUGUUCUUAAUUUCAACUGAGUUUAGUCACAUUGAAAUUGACCCACCAACAAUCAUAAUUUAUUUAUGAUACCUGGGAAAUUAGAUCUUCUAAUUCAUUCUUAAUUAAGGGUUUUAAUUAAUGGAGCUCAAUAUGCUUGAAGCUAAAUUCCUCUCUCUUCCUAAAGAUGUUGGUUUCAGAACUUCUUCAUACCCCACUUCCCUUUUUGGGAUACAUUCAUAUCCAAAGUCUAAUUCUUCUAAAGUAAUUUGUGCAAGGGUAUCAAAUUCAGCCACUAGUAAUAAAGUAGCAACUUCAACAUUGUUGUUCCAAAGUAAGAUUAAUGGGAUAAAUGAAGCAAUUUCAAGAACUUUGGAUUAUUUUGAUGAUGAGUAUGGAGGAGUUAUUGUUAACCCAGAUAGAUUACCAUCUAAUCCAAAUGUUUUUGCUUCUCUGCUUCAAUCUUCACUUUCUCAGUGGAUAACUAAGGGAAAGAAAGGAGUUUGGCUUAAAUUGCCAUCAGAAUAUUCAGAGCUAGUACCUAUGGCAAUAAAGGAAGGGUUCCAAUAUCAUCACGCAGAAAGUGGUUAUGUAAUGCUAACCUAUUGGAUUCCGGAAGGGCCAUGUAUGCUACCGGCCAAUGCCUCACACCAAGUAGGGGUUGGAGGAUUUGUCAUCAAUGACAAAAAUGAGGUGCUUGUGGUGCAAGAGAAGUAUUGUGCUCCACCGUAUGUUGGCUUUUGGAAAAUUCCUACUGGUUUCAUUCAUGAGUCUGAAGAGAUAUACACUGGAGCUGUUAGAGAAGUCCAGGAGGAAACUGGGAUCGAUACUGAAUUCGUAGAAGUAAUUGCUUUCAGGCAUGCUCAGAACAUGGCUUUUGAAAAAUCAGACUUGUUCUUCAUUUGUAUGCUAAAGCCUCUUUCUUCUGAAAUCAAGGUUGAUGAUCACGAAAUUGAAGCUGCAAAGUGGAUGCCUGUGGUAGAUUUUGUAAAGCAACCAUGGAUCCAAGAAGACAGCAUGCUUAAGAAAGUGACUGACAUAUUCAUCGCGAGGAUGGGGAAGAAAUACUGUGGACUCUUCGCGCAUCAUUUGAUCUCCAAAUUUGAUGAUCGAUCAUCCACCUUAUACUACAAUGUUGUCAACACUCGGGACUCCAACUGCAUUGGAGCAUAAGUUUAAGGUACUGUAUUACAUAAAGUUCACUCGAUCAUCAUAAUGAAAAGUCUCAAUUUCCACACUAUAGUAAGGUGGACACAUGAGAUAGAUGUGAGUCAUGUGACCUGUUGAGUUUGGCUAGACAUGUAUGUAAGCAUAUCGAUUGUUCGGGUAUGGAAAUAUCCACUUUGAUAUUUACAGGGUGGAUAUUAUUAGAUGGACACAUACAUUAUGAUGGAUGUAGAUAUUAUCAUUUGUACUUUUGUACAUAUAAAUUGACUAGUUUGUUUGCUACUCAA
Chenopodium quinoa (quinoa) is the source of this 1628-nucleotide messenger RNA. Its product is annotated as nudix hydrolase 8-like. Bases 316 to 1347 code for a protein of 343 amino acids. The record is from RefSeq and is a predicted model, not a curated record. Gene Ontology annotation, molecular function: NADH pyrophosphatase activity; NAD binding; ADP-ribose diphosphatase activity. The transcript has 9 exons. Lineage: Eukaryota; Viridiplantae; Streptophyta; Magnoliopsida; Caryophyllales; Amaranthaceae.